AUAUAAUGAUGAAACGCCAAAAAUGUGGUGUUCCCGUAUUUGUGUUCCAUUUAAGAAACUUCUUAAAUAUAACCCCAGAAUCUUCUUAAAGAAUGAAUAUAUUCAUAUGACUGAUAGAUUAUAUAAAAAUGGAAAAUUUGAACCUGGAAGAC
Messenger RNA from Funneliformis caledonium, 152 nucleotides. Lineage: Eukaryota; Fungi; Glomeromycota; Glomeromycetes; Glomerales; Glomeraceae. The record is from the annotation of a GenBank genome assembly.